Molecule: messenger RNA, 795 nt
Organism: Ectocarpus siliculosus
Lineage: Eukaryota; Phaeophyceae; Ectocarpales; Ectocarpaceae
Source: the annotation of a GenBank genome assembly
AUGUUUCUAGACAGCACUCGUUCGACCCACCUACGACAAAUAACUCCGCAACGUUUCGAGACAGACCGGUUUCGACCCGGCACCCUUAACACGCGUGCUUCGCCCGUUCUUCUCCUGGACAACAGCCAGGACGACGCCCGCAGAGAGCUGGCGGCAGAGAUCCGCGAGAACGAGGUCCAGCCGCAGAAGCUCCGCGCAGACGCCGCAGAGAGAGAUCUCUCCGAGCUCCGGCAAGCCGCCCACGGCUGGCUUUCCGCCGCCCACGCCUUGAAGCUGGAGGCUGUGGCAGAGGCUCGGGAGAGCGGCUUCGCGGAAGGGCGCGGGGAUUUGCUGGGGAAGUUGGAGCGCUCUCACCGGGAGCGCCUAGCGCUGAGUGAGGAGGUGCUAGUGGCGCGUACAGAGGCGGUCGAUGCGAUAGCGGCGAUGGGGGAGGCUGGGGCAGCGGCGUUGGUGAAGUCCCGCGACGUUUGGAGGGCGGAGGGGCGCGCGGCGGCAGAGCAAGAGCUACUAGCGGGGGAGGAUGUGGCGUCGGAGGUUCGGGAAGCGUUUGCGGCGUAUGUUGUGAGCGCGCACGAGCAGAGGCUUGCCGCGGUGGCGCGGGAGAGGGAGCGGGCGGGGGAGGCGGCCCGAGAGCUUUCGAGGGAGCUCGCAAGGGCGAACGAAAUGCUGGCUGCGUUGUCGAAGGGCGGGGCGGCGGCGGCAGCGGCGACGGCGGUUGCGGCGGCGGCGGCGGCGGUGAAGCUGGCGACGAGCUCGUCGUUCUGGCAGGAGUGCGGCGGGGGACAGAAGUGGUGA